Molecule: messenger RNA, 2692 nt
Organism: Branchiostoma floridae (Florida lancelet)
Lineage: Eukaryota; Metazoa; Chordata; Leptocardii; Amphioxiformes; Branchiostomatidae
Product: glutamate receptor ionotropic, kainate 2-like
Exons: 17
Coding region: 147-2672 (841 amino acids)
Biological process (GO): monoatomic ion transport; synaptic transmission, glutamatergic; modulation of chemical synaptic transmission
Cellular component (GO): postsynaptic membrane; plasma membrane
Molecular function (GO): glutamate-gated receptor activity; transmitter-gated monoatomic ion channel activity involved in regulation of postsynaptic membrane potential
Source: RefSeq, a predicted model, not a curated record
UUAAAGAGGCUCUUUCUUAUCAGCUCAAUUAGUCUUCUUAGGCUACAGCAACUUCGUUAUCUUCGUUUUCGCCAAGGUAGCCAGAACAUUUUACAGUGUAGCUCUUACUGUGAGAGGUUGCUCUGGAACCAACGACCAAGUAAGACAUGGGAGUUGUACUGCGGUGUUUCGUGUUCCUGUCGGCGUUGGGAUGUGCCAUGGCCGUGAAUUUGAAGAUCGGAGUUAUGAAUCUUGGCCAUACCUCCUCUGAUUUUGACCAAGCCAUGUCGACUAUCCGGGAAAGUGGCGCCUUCCCAAAAUCACUACAGCUCUCCGUAGUCGAGAAGAUAAUUGACGCCGCAGAUAACAACCUCACGUCCCUUACAGCAGACAUGGCUGAAUUUCUGGAUGAAGACGUCUGUGCUACCGUCCUACUGGAUUGCUGGGACGACCACUGCCCUGACUCUUCCUUCAUCUUACGCGCCCUCCCCCAACCCAUCAUACGGGUGGGACCUCCCGUUAGUAAGGACCACAACAAGCAGCCAGACAUCAACAUCUUGGAAAUCCACCCGUCAGCCAAUCAGAUGGCUAAGAUGCUGCACCAGACGAUUCAAACGUUCAACUGGCGCUCCCUAACGGUUUUCUUUCACAAGAGUGGAGGGUACCACGGUGUCUUUGAACAGCUGAUGUCAUUGAUGAGUUACUCCAACGUCUACUACCGUGUGGCCGAGAUACCAAACGAUCCAACCGCUCGCCAUGUUCAGUUGGAAAGUUUCCUGAAAAGCUCCAAGAACCGCAAGGAAAAGCGUUUCCUCAUCAUCGCAGAUGCGUAUGCAACAAACGAAGUUCUUCACUAUGCCCUUCAUCAUUUGAUGCUUGAUCCAAGAUACCACUGGAUUCUAACAACAUUGGAAGAGAAUGGUCUUCAGGUGUACCACCAUAGGAAUACCGGGGUACGUAUUACCCUGUUUCGGCUUCGGACACACGAAACGGCCUACUCCAAGUUCGUAAACUUCAGCAACGAGAACCAGACCAACACUCUACAAGCUGCCAUGACAUUCGAUGCAGCAUUGGCUGUCUGGCACGCUACCAGGCUCCUGGCUGAAGAAGAGGACAUCUGUGACCAGAUUGGAUCAGCUGUUUACAAGGUUGGGUUCAACGGGAGGUCAGGGAUGGUGGCCUUUGGUCAACAGGGAACGCGUGUGAAGUUCUCAAUUGAGAUAAUGGAGUUAUCGUUUGAAGGACGACCUGAGCACAUAGGAGAGUGGAAUGAGAGGGAGGGAGUUACUCUUGAAAAGUGGACAAAGCUGACAGGUAUCCAGUCAACAGACCCUAUUUUAGGAGGAGCAGAGCUAAAGAUCCUUGGAAGAGAGAAAAACCCAUGGCUAAUUGUAAAGGGCUGCAAAAGUGGAGAAGUCUGUUCGAGGAAGAAAUUAAAAGGUUUUCUACCUGAUUUGAUGGACCACCUAAAGAAACGUCUUGGCUUCACUUGGGUGAUGAACUUAACCAAGGAUUCCAUGGGUGAGAAGGUCAAGGGUGAAUGGAAAGGGCUAACAGGGGCGCUCGUCCGCGGCGAGGCAGACACAGUGCUGUAUGGUGCCACCACUCGUUCCAGACGAACUGAAGUUCUGGAAUAUUCCUUUCCCAUCGCUCACCAAGGCUACUACAUCAUCAUCCAGCGACCAGACAGCUCGCUCAACAUCAUGGACCUCGCCGGUCUAUUUGAGUUUCUGGCUCCGUUCGACAUCUGGGUCUGGGCUGCCAUUGGGGCAGGUCUUUUAGCAGUCACCGUCUCGCUUUUUGUCAUCAACUGGCUUAAUCCAUUUGAAUGGCACCAGUUGGCACAGCGAGGCGUUGUGGACAAAGAGGAAGGCAACCACUUCAACCUAGUGCAAAGUGCGUGGUUCACUUACGGAUGUCUAGUGGGACAGGGUGGGGAAAACCUGCCGAAGUCAACUGCAGGACGGGUUGUAGCAGGAACCUGGUGGUUCUUCGUGCUGGUAACCGUAGCCUCGUACACGGCCAACCUGGCGGCCUUCCUUGGGAGGGCUAACAGGGUCUACGCCGUCCAAACCCCCGAACAACUUGUCGCUGACCGCCUAAUGCCCUACGGGACAUACGAAGGCUACACGUUGCUGAAGUUUCUGCAAAACACUUCUCUGCCACCCUUCCGGGCCAUGGGGAAAUACAUGCAGGAGCACAGCGACACUUCCAUACUGAAAAGCAAGGACGAAGGGCUACGGCGUGCUUCCGAAGGCAACUUCGCCUUCAUUGGUGAACCCAACUAUGGAUACGUCCUGCAAAACAAGUGGUGCAAUCUUACCCUGGGUUCUGCUCCGUUUUUCAAGUCAAUGAUCGCCUUGCCAUUUCCUGCUGGUUCCCCAUUCAUCGAACCAAUCAACAGGGCCCUUAUGGAACUACAGGACGAGGGAAUUAUGGAUAACCUAAGGAGCAAGUGGUUGGAGAAAACAGGAAAGUGUAUGGAGCAUACAAAAAGUGAUGGCGUUCUCCGCAUCAACAACUUCAAGGGUGUCUUCAUCGUACUGCUCCUCGGCAUCACCGCCGGCGCUAUCGUCGGUCUGUUCGAGUGUUUCGGACACCAAUGCCGCAAGUGUAUCAAAAAGGUGUGCGGUGAGGAUUCUAAAAACAGUGAGGAGAAUGGAACUGAGCUCAGAAUGGAAACUGACAUUUAAAAUGUUACGCUAGUUCACCU